UAAAAAUCCGUUUGGUGGCGCUUUUGACACGCUGCGCAGACCCCACGCGCAGGCAGCAUCGCCAUAUGCUUGGGGAGAAAGUAGAGUUUCGACCAGGCCAGAAGAACCAAGUAAUUUUUUGACGUCGACCUCUACUUCCCUAAAACAGUAAUGUCUCGAAGACGAAGAUACAGUGACGAUGAAGACGAAGGUCGCGGUGCAAAACGACGCCGUACUAGCGAACCACUGGAGAUCGAAGACCGACUGGAGUCACUCAUCACACGCGUAGGGGAGAAGAGUACGUCAUCGUUGGAAUCUAACCUGGAGGGUCUGGCCAGUGUGUUAGAAGCUGACCUCCCGAACUACAAGGCCAAGAUCCUCAAGAUUCUUGUGGACUGUGCUGUACAACUGCCUGAGAAACUGUCUGUGUACACCACGCUUGUUGGCCUGCUCAAUGCUCGCAACUACAACUUUGGGGGCGAGUUCGUGGAUGCCAUGGUCAAACGGUUCAAGGAUAGCCUGAAGGAGAACAAGUUUGAGGAGGGCCGGGUCAUUGUGAACUUCCUGGCAGACUUGGUGAAUUGUCAUGUGAUUGCAGCACCGUCACUCCUAGCCUGGUACGAGGCCUUUGUUAACGUCACACUGGAAGACGACAUACCCCAGGUUCGAGCAGACUGGUUUGUGUAUGCCACCCUCAGCACACUACCAUGGGUUGCGAGGGAACUUUAUGAGAAGAAAGAAGCUGAGAUGGAACGACUGCUGACAAACAUUGAUGCCUACAUAAGUAAGAGACAGAAGGUGCAUGUGUCCAUCCUGAGAGUGUGGUCCUCUGAUAUCCCCCACCCACAAGAAGAGUACCUGGACUGUCUGUGGGCACAGAUCAAGAAGAUGCGGAUGGACAAGUGGCAGGAGCGACAGAUCGUGCGGCCGUACCUGGCAUUUGAUAACAUCCUGUGCGAGGCCUUGCAGCACAACCUUCCACCCUACAAUGCUCCACCGCACACUGAUGACUCCUCCUACCCCAUGCCUUCUGUCGUCUUCAGGAUGUUUGACUACACAGAUGCACCAGAGGGUCCUGUGAUGCCAGGCCACCACUCUGUGGACAGAUACCUGAUAGAAGAGAACCUGAGGAGGAUCAUUGACACAUAUGCUGUGGACAGGAAGGAAUGUGCUGCCCAACUGCUGAACUACCCCUUCAAGAACAAGAUUCCACUCAACUAUCAUAUUGUUGAGGUGGUGUAUGGGCAGCUGUUCCAGCUACCGUUUGCCCCCCAUGUGGAUGUGUUCUACACCACAUUGCUGAUUGAGCUGUGUAAACUCCAGCCCAGCUCCCUGCCUCAGGUCCUGGCACAGGCCACAGAGAUGCUGUAUGAGAGAAUAGACACCAUGAACAUAGCAUGUGUGGACAGAUUUGUGAACUGGUUCUCGCACCACCUGAGUAACUUCCAGUUCAGAUGGAGUUGGGACGACUGGACGCCGUGUGUAGAGUUGGACAGCUCCCUGUACAAGCCCAAAUUUGUGCAGGAGGUGUUGGGAAAAUGUGUCAGAUUAUCGUACCACCAGCGGAUCAUAGAGACAGUCCCUGAUGCCUACGGACCACUGCUGCCACAUGAACCUAACCAUGUCUACAAGUAUGAACAGGAGGGAGCAGGUUCAUUGCCAGGUACGGUGGCCGCCCACCAGCUGAUCGCCUCCAUCAAGGCCAAGGCUGAACCUGAGGAGCUGAUGAACAUACUCAAGGACCUGCCAAACCCCAAGAAGGACGAUGAUGGUGAGGCAGCCUUUAACCCACUGAAGAUAGAUGUUUUUGUACAGACAGUGCUGCACCUUGGUUGCAAGUCCUUCAGUCAUGCCUUCAGUGCACUGGCCAAAUUUCAUGGGAUUUUCCGUGAGCUUGCAGAGGAGGAGGAGGCACAGAUACAUAUCCUGCGUACCAUGUAUGACGUCUGGAAAAAGCACCCACAGAUGAUGUUUGUACUUGUGGACAAGAUGCUGAGAACCCAGAUUGUCAACUGUUCGGCUGUGGCCAACUGGCUCUUCUCCCAUGACAUGUCGCAGGACUUCACCAGACUGUAUGUUUGGGAGAUCAUGCACUCUACUAUCAGGAAGAUGAACAAGCAUGUUGAGAAGUGCAAUGCAGGGCUAACUGAGGGUCAGCAGCACACAGCUGAAAAGUCACCUCAAGUGCAGAAAGAACUGGGGGAUGCUCAGCAGAAAACAGAGAAAAGUGGUGACAAGAGUGGCAGUGAGGAUGAGAUGCAGGACAUGGAUGGAGUGGAUGAAGAGGAAAUUGAGCAUCUCCAGGAGAGGCUGGAGUCUGCACAGAGUGAACAGAAGAAACUAUUCCUGGUCAUCUUCCAGCGUUUCAUCAUGGUGCUGACAGAACAUCUUGGCAGAUGUGAGACCUCAGGCAAAGACUUCAACACAGCCUGGUACAGAUAUUCCAGUGAGCGACUCCAGCAGAUCUUCCUUCAGCACCAUAGCACAGUUACCAAGUACCUGGACACGCUGGAGAAUCUCCUCUUCACCUCGGACACAGAUGCACACAUCCUCCGGGUGUUCCAGCAGUUCUGUGCUCUACGGGCAUAAGGCACAGUCAUCAGUACCCAUAGUACAACCUGUGGCAUCACAAUGGCAGAAACUGGCCUGCAAGCAUAAGGUUGCAAUUGUCCAGUGAAGAUGCGAAAAAUUUGCAUGGCAGUUGUGAACUGACCUAUAGUUGGGACAGAAUCCUAGCUUUGUUUAGUCAGUAGUUAAUCCAGUAUUACAGUAAACUACUACCAUGUAGCUGAAUUCUUGCUGACAGUGGAUAGCCAAAAGUUACAAUAUGGCUUGUUGUAUUUUCUCAUGUACACGAGUGCUGGUUGGAACCAAAAAUGGUAAUGUGACCCUCAAUUCCACAGUUGUUGUUUUUUCCCCUCAGCCUGUAAGAUUCUGAGCAAUUUUGUAACUGGAUAGGGUUUAGAGAGAGUUAAAUAAGUUACUAUUAUUUUCUGUUUACCAUUUAGAGGUAACGUAAGCAGUACAGAUUCCUUAACAGGAAACAUGUUUUAGUGGAGCUGUAAUGUUACAGCUGCUAUAGAUAGUUGACUAUCAUAACAACAGCCUAUACAACAACUAGAAAAGGAGUCUGAUUUGGAUACAAAAGCUUUGUAUGGAUCAUCCCUGUAAUCACAGUGACUCAUCAAACCUUGUAUUUGUACUAUCAGUAAGGGAUCAUUUGUUUUGCCUUUUAUCCUACUUGUAACUGUUUUUUACCCUGAGUCUGAUACUUAAUGGCUACUUGUGUUUGGUAGAAAUCACUAGCAGUUGUGCAGUGGUGUAGAUCAAGUUGUGACAGGAAACAAUGAUAUCCAUAGAAAGAAAACAUACAAAAACAUUACUCCAGUAAAUCCAGUGUACAAGAACUGUAGAAUUGCUGGUAUGUCCAUUAUUUUAAGUUAAGUUAAGUUUUAAGUAAAGAUGUUAUUUUCAGGGUA
This is a messenger RNA of Branchiostoma floridae (Florida lancelet), 3458 nucleotides long. RefSeq names its product nuclear cap-binding protein subunit 1-A-like. The coding region runs from base 151 to 2568 and encodes 805 amino acids. Gene Ontology annotation, cellular component: nucleus; nuclear cap binding complex. NCBI's taxonomy places the organism in Eukaryota, Metazoa, Chordata, Leptocardii, Amphioxiformes, Branchiostomatidae. The record is from RefSeq and is a predicted model, not a curated record. The transcript has 25 exons. Gene Ontology annotation, molecular function: protein binding; mRNA binding; RNA cap binding. Gene Ontology annotation, biological process: mRNA export from nucleus; nuclear-transcribed mRNA catabolic process, nonsense-mediated decay; regulation of mRNA processing.